Molecule: messenger RNA, 939 nt
Organism: Capra hircus (goat)
Lineage: Eukaryota; Metazoa; Chordata; Mammalia; Artiodactyla; Bovidae
Product: CUB and sushi domain-containing protein 3-like
Exons: 4
Coding region: 1-939 (312 amino acids)
Biological process (GO): regulation of dendrite development
Source: RefSeq, a predicted model, not a curated record
AUGGAUAUCAUAUGCCUGAAACCCUUGAAAUCUGACAUAUCAUCUAUUGUUACAGAAAUUGAAAAAGAAAGUUGUGGUGAUCCUGGUACACCCUUAUAUGGAAUUAGGGAAGGUGAUGGAUUUUCUAACCGUGAUGUUUUAAGGUUCGAAUGCCAGUUUGGAUUUGAAUUAAUUGGAGAGAAAUCCAUUGUUUGUCAAGAGAAUAACCAAUGGUCUGCAAACAUACCCAUCUGUAUCUUUCCUUGCCUCUCUAACUUUACUGCACCAAUGGGAACAGUCCUUUCUCCUGAUUAUCCAGAAGGGUAUGGAAAUAAUUUAAAUUGCAUCUGGACAAUAAUCUCUGAUCCAGGAAGUCGAAUACACCUUUCUUUCAAUGACUUUGAUCUGGAAUCCCAGUUUGACUUCCUUGCUAUUAAAGACGGGGACUCUCCAGACUCCCCAAUUCUUGGAACCUUUACUGGGGCUGAAGUGCCUUCUCAUCUUACUAGCAAUAGUCAUAUACUACGGUUGGAAUUUCAAGCUGACCACUCAAUGUCAGGACGUGGCUUUAACAUCACUUACAACACAUUUGGACAUAAUGAGUGUCCUGAUCCUGGAAUACCGAUCAAUGCAAGGAGAUUUGGGGACAACUUUCAAUUAGGAAGUUCGAUUUCAGUUAUUUGUGAAGAAGGAUUUAUUAAAACCCAGGGAACAGAAACAAUUACAUGUAUACUUAUGGAUGGAAAAGUGAUGUGGAGUGGCCCAAUUCCAAGAUGUGGAGCUCCGUGUGGUGGCCAUUUUUCAGCUCCCAGUGGAUUGAUUCUGUCACCAGGAUGGCCUGGAUACUAUAAAGACUCUCUGAAUUGUGAAUGGGUGAUUGAAGCUGAACCAGGACACUCUAUCAAAAUUACAUUUGAAAGGUUUCUUAAAAUACUUUUCUACUUAAAAAACAUUAUCUAA